This is a messenger RNA of Etheostoma spectabile (orangethroat darter), 693 nucleotides long. It is a transcript of the gene bet1, whose product is annotated as Bet1 golgi vesicular membrane trafficking protein. NCBI's taxonomy places the organism in Eukaryota, Metazoa, Chordata, Actinopteri, Perciformes, Percidae. Bases 253 to 591 code for a protein of 112 amino acids. The record is from RefSeq and is a predicted model, not a curated record. The transcript has 4 exons.
ACUGAGCAAAUCACAGUCACUAGACUGGAUCUGACCAUAGACAGUUAAAGACACUGACACACAAACACGCUACGCGGCUUUUUCAGGCAAGAAUUGUCCUCGUCGGCCACCGUAUGAUGUCGUGGCGUUUGCUGUAGUGUUCAAAUUUGCCAGUGACCAGAUUAUCGUUAGCUGUAAUUUCUAUCUAAUUUUGUCUGAAUUUGUUUUCGUACACGUUAUACAGACCCUAACGUUAACCGUCAGUUGUUCAAGAUGAGGCGCGCCGGCUUGGGUGAAGGAGGCACUGGGAAUUAUGUCGCAAGUGGAUACAGUGUGUAUGAAGAGGAAAAUGAACAUCUGCAAGAGGGACUGAGAUCUAAAGUCAGCGCUUUGAAAAGUCUUUCUAUCGACAUUGGAACGGAAGUCAAAUACCAGAAUAAAGUGCUGGAGGAGAUGGACUCAGACUUUGACUCAACAGGCGGCCUGCUUGGUGCCACCAUAGGCAGAGUCAAGCAGCUGUCCAGAGGCAGUCAGACCAAACUGCUGUGCUACAUGCUACUCUUCUGCCUAUUUGUCUUCUUUGUCCUGUACUGGUUCAUCAAGCUAAGGUGAUAAGAAGACCCUGUUGGACUUGGCCUCUUGAUUCCACGUCUUUGUCCCGUCUGCACCACUGUCACGCAUCAAAAAUAAACCAACAUAAUGUUGAUGAGGAAA